Dracunculus medinensis (Guinea worm) is the source of this 330-nucleotide messenger RNA. Lineage: Eukaryota; Metazoa; Nematoda; Chromadorea; Rhabditida; Dracunculidae. The record is from the annotation of a GenBank genome assembly.
GUGGGUUUUGACUCAUAUAUGAUUUCUUAUGAGGAUUAUUUUGUUACCGUUGUUAUGUAUGUCAAUUCGCUAUCAAAUACCGGUGUGUUCCUUAUUUUCUUACCUUGCAUUCAUCAACAUUCGAGCCAUCGUUUCCUUGCUUAUACGAUUGCAACAAUUUAUAAUAUGGGAAGUGAGAUACGGAAAGUAGUUUCUAGAGGGAUUAGACUGUUUCUGGAUUUGCGGGGCAUAUAUUUUAUGCCUCAUAGUUUUAUGCCUUUUAUGAUUGAGUCUACUGAGAAUUUACUGAACAUUGUGAGAAUUUUAUUAGAUGUGUUGCUGGUGUUGUAA